Messenger RNA from Pomacea canaliculata, 1581 nucleotides. Its product is annotated as very-long-chain enoyl-CoA reductase-like. The transcript is spliced from 12 exons. Gene Ontology annotation, biological process: very long-chain fatty acid biosynthetic process. Lineage: Eukaryota; Metazoa; Mollusca; Gastropoda; Architaenioglossa; Ampullariidae. The record is from RefSeq and is a predicted model, not a curated record. Gene Ontology annotation, molecular function: protein binding; oxidoreductase activity, acting on the CH-CH group of donors. The coding region runs from base 55 to 1005 and encodes 316 amino acids.
ACAUAAGAUGUGUCGUCUGCUCAGGGCCUUUGUAGGGGAGACAACUGUCACGCAAUGGCCGCGACUUCCGGUGUCCAUGCCGACUCCACAAUGGAAAUUCAGAUUGUUCACUCUCGCAGUGGUGAUAUCAUCACUACACUUGGUGAUCUCCAUGCAAAAUCGACAGUUGGAGACAUCAAAAAAGCUUUCUUUAAAGAAAAGUCCAAGUACUACCCAGAUAGACAGUCAUUCAGAACAGAGCCAAGAGGAAAAGUAAUCAAGGACACAGAAACACUUGAGUCCCUAGGUAUAAAAAAUGGUGGUAAACUUUACUUCAAAGAUCUAGGGCCACAAGUAGGAUGGACUACAGUGUUUUUGACAGAGUACGCAGGCCCUCUAGUUAUAUAUCUGGCCUUCUACACUAGGCCUGCACUGAUUUAUGGAGCAGAAGCAGCUACCCUUCCUUAUGCUAAAGUUGUGAACAUUGCAGCUGGUUGCUGGACAUUCCACUAUGCUAAGCGUCUGCUGGAGACCAUCUUUGUGCAUCGGUUCUCUCAUGCUACAAUGCCCAUCAGAAAUAUAUUUAAGAACAGUCUCUACUACUGGGGAUUUGCUGCCUUUGUGGCUUAUUUUGUCAACCAUCCUCUUUAUACCCCUCCUGCUUAUGGUGACAUCCAGGUGUAUGGCGGUCUUGCAGUCUUUGCUCUUAGUGAGCUGGGAAAUUUCUCCAUCCAUCUUGCACUCCGCAGUCUUCGCCCUCCGGGGACGAAGGAGCGUAAGAUUCCAUAUGCCACUUCUAAUCCCUUUACCUGGCUUUUUAGCCUGGUGUCUUGUCCCAAUUACACCUAUGAAGUGUUGUCAUGGAUUGCUUUUUCAGUCAUGACACAGUGCCUGCCAGCGGCUCUCUUCACACUUGCCGGCUUUUAUCAGAUGGCUGUGUGGGCUAAGGGAAAGCAUCAUAACUAUCGCAAGGAGUUCAGCAAUUACCCACGCUCCCGAAAGCCUAUAGUUCCAUUCCUGUUUUAAUGAUAUUCCCAACAUGACAUACAUGACAGGUAGAUUCCUUCUUUCUCUCAGACAUUAAUAUUUUAUGCUUGAUUUUAUGAAUAUUAAAGUGAAAAAUGACAAGCGUCUUUGAAGUGGUUGUUCAUGUGUAAAGCAUCAACUUUUGAGACAAGAAGAACAAAGGAGGUUUGAAAUGAUGUUUUUCUCCUCAUGUGUCUGAUAAAUCUGAAUGCUAUGUAUGAAAGAACAAUUAGUUUGCAGCAGAAAGAGAUGUGUCAUAGAGAAAUACAAGUGUUUAUCUUUGUGAGGUACAGAUAGUUAUUAUUGUGUGCUGUGUUUCCUUCAAAAAUAAUUAUUGGUGGUUUAAAAAGUAUUGCACUUGCAUUUAUAUUUAUAUCAUGAUUUGUAUCAUUUUCAUUUAAACUGCAUUUGAUAUCAAACAAUUAGCCUUUGGCAUGCUUAGAAAACAUAAUUUUUCUUUUUAUUUUCUUUUGGAAGAACAAACAAAAAAAGUUUUCUUGGUUGUUUCUAUCUUUUUAAAGGUUCACAGAUGAUAGUUUCUUUAUGGAAAUGGAAUUAAAACUAUUAUAAAUUCUA